AUGGUGGCAUACGUCUCAACGUUCAUACUCAAACGAAAUUUGAUGAAGAGUAGACCUUUAAAGACGUGCUGUUUUUCUCCAAUGUUUUCACGUGUUUUUUCGGUGACGGUGACGGUGAUCUUGUGGCAGUGUGGCGAUGCCACAAGUGAAGUUGCAAAUUCGACGGGAUCGUUGGCGGGAUAUGGAUUUGAAAUCAUGCUGGCCAAGCUGGAUUAUCUACAGUACAAAGUGCUCGAGCUAGAUCUCGGAGCGAAGGAACACACGGAGGUGAUAAUGCAGAACCAAAACCAUCUGGAGACCGUCUUCCGGAGCCUCCUAUGGUCCAUCAGCCAGCUCGACCAAGCAGUCUCGUACAACCUCUCGACCAUUCAGGAUCAAUCGCGGAAGAUUCUCUCACAACAAAUCGCAUGUGCUAACCACGAACAGAUGCGUGCGGAAAUUGCCCGUCUUGCGCCGAAGCCAACCCUAUCCACCAACUCACCGACCCUACACGAUCUGUGCAGUACGCGCAUGAAGGGACCGUUUCCAACAUGCAAGGAAGUACCGUCCAAAGUUCCCGGAAAGUAUCUCAUCCAACCGGGUGAGACAGAUGAACCAUUUGUGGCGUUCUGCGAGCAGAUCCGCUUCGGUGGAGGAUGGCUCCUGGUGCAGCGUCGGUUCGAUGGGACGCUGAACUUCAAUCGUCACUGGAAGGAGUACCGCGAGGAGUUCGGAAGCGCCGAUGGCGAGUACUGGAUUGGGCUGGAGCGGCUUCAUCGGUUAACGACGGUGCGAUCCGUUGAGUUGCUGGUGGAAAUGGAGGACUUUGCCGGGAACUACGGAUAUGCACGUUACAAGGAGUUCGCCAUCGGCAACGAGACCGAUCAAUAUGUCCUGAAGAAGUUGAGCGGGUACCGGGGCACUGCAGGAGAUUCACUCGCCACGCACAAAGGGAUGAAGUUCACAACGGUCGACCGGGACAACGAUCUGGCGGACGGAAACUGUGCCCUACGUCAUGGUGGAGGCUGGUGGUACUACAAGUGCCAUCCGUCCAACCUUAACGGGCACUACUUGAACAAAAUGGACUGGGUUGCCAUCAUCUGGCAUAGUUUUAAGAAUUCCACGCAAGGGUUGGCAUACACUAGGAUGAUGAUUCGUGCGGUUUAA
Molecule: messenger RNA, 1146 nt
Organism: Anopheles coustani
Lineage: Eukaryota; Metazoa; Arthropoda; Insecta; Diptera; Culicidae
Product: microfibril-associated glycoprotein 4-like
Exons: 1
Coding region: 1-1146 (381 amino acids)
Source: RefSeq, a predicted model, not a curated record